Molecule: messenger RNA, 12830 nt
Organism: Scylla paramamosain (green mud crab)
Lineage: Eukaryota; Metazoa; Arthropoda; Malacostraca; Decapoda; Portunidae
Product: ATP-binding cassette sub-family C member 5-like
Exons: 30
Coding region: 344-4591 (1415 amino acids)
Biological process (GO): transmembrane transport
Cellular component (GO): membrane
Molecular function (GO): ABC-type transporter activity; ATP binding; ATP hydrolysis activity
Source: RefSeq, a predicted model, not a curated record
GAGAGAGAGAGAGAGAGGCGAGUGGUUGGCCAGUCUUUGUCAAGAUUUGGACUUUUUCGGACGCUCUUCCUUUUCCUCCUCUUCUUCCUCCUCCUCCUCCUCCUUCUCUUGCCCGGGGCCUCAAGAGAGAUGUGAGAGCAAGGGAGAAAGAAGAAAGAACAAGAGACUCAGACACAGAAAUAAAAAUUCAUUCACUUUUUCUCAGUCUUCAUAAAGCAAAAACUGAAAGCUACUGCUACUACUUCUGCUGCUACUACUACUACUACUACUACUACUACUACUACUACUACUACUACUACUACUACUACUACUACUACUACUACUACUACUACUGGUGUUUGAAAUGGAAGAAAACGGAAUCCUUUCUACAACUUCUACUACUACUACCACUACUACUACUACUGCUGCUACUGCUACUGCUACUGCUGCUACUACUACUACUUCUAGAAAUGCUGCUAUUAUCUUGGAUACGCACGAGCACAAGGAGGCACGAUGCUGCAACACGAAGUACAGCCAGGCACUCAAGCACUUCUUGCCGUGCCGCCCUGCCAGGAAGGACAAGAACCUCCUUCCGAGCAACAAUGCGGGUCUGUUCAGCUACAUCAGCGUCACCUGGCUCACGCGGCUCAUGAUGAAGGCCUACAAGCGAGGCCUGCAACCCGGGGACCUCUGGCUGCUACAGUACGAAGACGGGUCUGAACUGAACUCAGCCCGCAUGGAGAGACUGUGGGAGGAGGAGAAGGAGUCUGCCAAAUUCAAGAGAAAACCUGAGCUGUGGCGCGUGGUAUGGCGGGCUAUAAGGACGAGGGUGGUGGUCUGCAUGUUGAUAUCCAUAGUGCAAAACAUUCUGCAGUUUCUCGGCCCGUCUGUGAUGCUGAAGCUGGUCCUGGACUACAUCACAGACCCCCAAAUUGACAACCUGUAUGCUGGCCUCAUCAUUUUGGCCACAUUCAUCAUCAACAUGGGCCGGGGUGCUUUGUUUAAUGCCAUGUUUGUUGUCGGCACACACACUGCUGCAAGGGUGACAGGGGCAAUGCAGGCCGUGAUGUACAAGAAAGUGUUACGCUUGAGGACUGGUGGAGAGAGGCUGUCAGCGCAGAUCAUUAAUUUCAGCAACAAUGACAUGGAGAGGCUGUUUGAGGCGUGCAUCUCCUGUGUCUUCAUUACUGCAAUGCCUGUCCUCUUCACUCUGAGCGUCAUCUACUGCAUCUACAUCUUGGGUCCGUGGUCGUUGCUGGGCCAGGGCGUCUACAUCCUCUUCUACCCCAUCAUGGCACUCAUUGCCAAGGCCCAGAGCAGCAUCCGGGUGGAGACAGUCAAGGUGACAGACAAACGUGUGGCCCUCAUGAGUGAGAUUCUCAACAGCAUGCGACUCAUCAAAAUGUACUCAUGGGAAGACUCAUUCGCCAAGAAGAUAUCAGGUAUCCGGCGUGAGGAGCUGAAGAAGCACCGCAUCGGGGCGUUGCUGCAGGCGGUGAGCUCCACAGUCACCCCCAGCAUCAGCAUCCUGGCCACCAUUGUCACCUUCAUGGGCUACACACUCUCUGGCUCUCCACUCAAUUCAGCUGAAGCCUUUACCAUAUUCUCAGUGUUCAAUGCAAUGCAGUUCACAGUUGGUGUUCUCCCCUUCACUGUGAGAUCCAUUGCUGAAGCCAAGAUUUCCCUCACCAGGAUACAGAAACUGCUGGAGUUGCCAGAGCACCAGAAGCAGGUAGGGGGGCUCCUCAACAAUAACCUGGCCCUGCAGAUCAAGAGUGGGGACUUUGCAUGGGAGGUGCUAAACAUUGACUUUAAGCAGAAGAAAUCAGGUGGUGCCUCAGACUCCCCAGCAGCCAAUAAGCUGAAGAAUGGGGAUGCCAAGAGGGAUGGAGCAGUGCAGGGGGAAGGCAAACAUACAAACGGACACGCCAAUGGAAGCAGCAGCCCCAUAAAGUCCAGCCAAGAGGAUGCCGUCACCACCAACAUGAUUAAGAGUGUGGACACCCUCUUUGACAUCAACCUGUCCAUCGAGAAGGGCAAGCUGAUUGGUGUGUGUGGCAGCAUUGGUGCCGGGAAGAGCUCCUUGAUCUCAGCCAUUUGUGGAGAUAUGAAAGUGCAGAAUGGGAGUGUGCAAGUGAAUGGCCAUCUUGCCCUAGUGACCCAGCAGGCAUGGAUCUACAAUGACACCUUUAGGGAGAAUGUCUUGAUAGGGCAGCAGUAUGACGAAGAGAAGUACAAGGAGGUGCUACGGGUCUGCUCCCUCGAGUCAGACAUUGAGCUGCUGGCGUCUGGCGAGUCAACAGAGAUUGGAGAGCGAGGAACAAACCUGAGUGGUGGACAGAAGCAGAGGGUGAACCUGGGCCGAGCCGUGUACUGCAACAGAGACAUUUACCUCCUGGACGAUCCCCUGAGUGCUGUGGACGCCAAGGUGGCCCGGCACAUCUUCAACCAGUGCAUCAGAGGACACCUGGCAGAGAAAACUGUUAUCCUUGUCACCCACGCACCUCAUUUUCUGGAGAAGUGUGAUGAGAUCGUGGUGAUGCAGGAAGGGAAGAUCGUGGAGAAGGGAACACAUGCAGAGCUGCUGGAACGCAAGGGUGAAUACUUUGACAUGGUGGGCCGGGAGGCAGCCAACAACAGUGAGGAGCACCAUCAUGAGGAGGAAGAGGCAAAGGAGGCUGAUGGAAAGGCAGAAACUGUAAAGAAAAAAGUGGAGGACAAGGAAGAGGACAAGGACAAGGGAAAACUGAUCACUGAGGAGGCAAGAGCUACUGGAAGUGUAAGCGCCAAGGUUUACUACACAUUUGUUAAGGUGAGUGGUGGCUGGUGCAUUGCUGGGAUCAUUUUGUUUGCCAUCAUCAUCUUCACUGUCAGUCGCAUGUUCAGUGCAGUGUGGCUGCAGCACUGGCUGGAUCAGGGUGACGGAAGGAUUGAGGACCGGCAGAUGAAUGUCACCCUGUACAACCUCACACUGUCUGAUGCAGAGCUGAAGGGAAGCAUUGUGGAGAACCCAUCACUGUGGCUCUACCAGCUGGUCUACUGCCUCAGCUUCCUGCUUCUCCUCCUCACCGGUGUCAUCAAGGGCAUUGGUGUGACCUUCAGGGUGUUGGCAGGGGCUUCCAAGCUUCACAGCCACAUGUUCACCAGCAUCCUUCAGUCCCCCAUGAGCUUCUUUGACACAACACCAACUGGCAGAAUACUCAACAGGUUCUCCAGGGACUUGGAUGAGUUGGAUGUUCGUGUACCAUUCUUCCUGGAAUUCCUGCUGCAAGGGAUGCUGUUUGUGGUCGGCCAAGUCAUCCUCGUCUGUUUCAUCUACGUCUGGUUUGUCAUCCCCCUCAUCGUCAUUGCCAUCAUAUUUGUGAUGGUGGACGUUUUCCUGAAUGCUGGAGUGCGAGAGUUCAAGCGUCUGGACAACACCCUCAAGUCACCCAUCACGCAGCACAUCGGCUCAUCCAUCAGCGGACUAUCUAUCAUCCGCACCUUUGACAAGGAGAAACUCUUCAUCACCAGGAUGUACAGGUUCCUAGACAGGCACUCAGCUGCCCUUCUCGUGUUCCGGCUCUCCAAUCGCUGGUUUACGUUCCGCAUGGAUGUGAUGGCAAUGUUGGUCACUCUGGCUGUCACCAUCAUCUGUGUCUUCACUAAGGGAAUGGUCAGCACUGCCCUAGCUGGCCUGGCGCUCUCCACAGUCAACGGAGUGUGUGUCUUCAUCCCAUUCCUGAUGAGGAUGAAGUCAGAAUUCCAGUCCCGCAUCACCUCAGUGGAACGCAUCAUUGAGUACGCCUAUGGGCUGUCCAGUGAGGCCCCAAGAGAGAUCCCCGAGACACGGCCAGUGGGUCCCUGGCCCAAGAAUGGCUCCAUUGACCUGCGUGAGGUGCAGCUGCGGUACAGACCAGACCUUCCUCUCGUCCUGCACGGCAUCACUGCCUCCAUCAAUGCUGGGGAGAAGAUAGGGAUUGUGGGCCGCACUGGAGCAGGCAAGUCUUCCCUUAUCUCCACUCUGCUGCGGAUAUGUGAGCUUGACUCGGGCAGCGUGUUGAUUGAUGGGGUGGACAUCAGCACCCUGGGCCUCCACACCCUGCGCUCCAGCAUCUCUGUCAUCCCCCAGGACCCAGUGCUCUUCCAGGGCUCCCUCAGGUACAACUUGGAUCCAUUUGAUGUGCAUUCUGAUGAUGCGGUGUGGCAGGCCCUUGAACAGUCCCACCUGAAGGUGGUGGUGCAGCGGCAGGAGCACGGCCUCAUGUCUAAGGUGGAGGCUGCCGGGGAGAACUUCUCAGUGGGGGAGCGUCAGCUGAUCUGCCUCACCCGCGCCCUCCUCAGGAACAGCAAGAUCCUGCUGUUGGAUGAAGCCACAGCAUCCGUGGAUGUGGAGACAGACCACCUCAUCCAGGCCACCAUCCGGGAGGCCUUCAAGAGUAGCACUGUCCUCACCAUUGCCCACAGACUCAACACCGUCACCAACUAUGACAGAAUCAUGGUGUUGGAUGCUGGCAGGGUGAAGGAGUUUGACACCCCGACAGUCCUGAUGAGCACCGAGGGGUCACUGUUCCGAGAGAUGAUGAGUGCCACAGGGGUGACGUCGGUGGAACAGAUGUUGGCCCUCACCUAGUACUGCUUUGCUUAGUAAGGCACUCACAACUCCAGUGAUAUUCCUUAUAAGGUUCAGCAAACAUGUGGUACCCAUCAUUGCAGCUCACAUUUCCUCAGCUCAAGUAAGCUAAAUGGUACAUGAAGUUUGGGGUCCUGGAGGCCACAGCUGCUGGCUUGUUUUGAAUUUAUUGCUACUCUCCAAGGCUUGAGUUACCCUUCAUUUCCAAAAGCAUUGUGGACCAGAUAAUGAGGUAAAAGUUGAGCAGUUUUAUGUCUGAGGUACUUAAGUUUAUCCACAUUUAUUUUAUAAAGGCAGUCAUAUCUUGAGAAUGAAAGAAAUGUUAUAUAUAUUGUAGAUGUUUAAUGUGGGUUGUUUAUUGUUGGGAUGCAUUCCCCUCAUUUUUGUAGUAUAUUAAAGAGAUUUAUCUUGAAUUGUAAGCCUUUUUGAGUUAAGAAAGGUCAGCUUGUGUUCAGGUGGUGAUCAGCACAAUGGAAGGUUUAGUUCAUUGUUCCUGUCAUAGAAUGGAGAGAAGGUCUCAUUUUAUCUGUAAAUCCCUUAACGUUCACACAACCAGGAUUUACUGGUGAUGGGAAGGCAAGGGAAUGUUUCUUACAUCUUCCAGUGGAUCUCAAAGGAAACACGAGGCUCUGCAAUAGUAAGUGUGUUCAAGUAGGUGUUUAGAUGUAUUGGUAGAGAGGAACAUAUGUGUCAGUCCCUCAUGUGUUGCAGUUAUCAAAGUCAGUCAUUGCAUCUUGACAUGAGAGAAUCAAUGGCAAGGAUUAGAGAUGUGACUUCACUUUGUACCUUCUAUCCAUUAUUCAUUGAAGCAGUGUAAGUAUGUUCAUUGAAGGUAUUGCCACAGUCUGUCAUAGGCUGGUGAAGGCUACUUGGCAUUGGGUGGAGAAGGAAUGUAAUGAAAAAUUUUAUAAAAGAAAAUGAAAAAAGACAGGAAUUAAUUUGAAAAUGUGAUGAAGAUUUUUCAGUCAAGAUCAACAUCUGUGUGGUAUUGGGCAUAUAGAGACAAGGCCUGUGAUGGAAGAAUGUCAAAGAGAAAUGAGAGAAUCUGGGAUUGUAUUUAAAAUGUGUAGGUGGAGACGUCUCUGCCUUAACCAAACACAGAAGGGGUGCCUCAGGAAAGAAAACAUGAAUUGUAUAGAUAAUAAGACAGCUUUGUAUAAAGUAUGUAUAUCACUUAAGAUUAAUUCAUGCUUUGUACAUUCAUAAAAGAAACAACAUCGCAUUGCAAACAAUAUAACCUCGCAUGUGAUUAUUAGGGUAUUUUGAGAAGCUUUGAAAGGAAAAUAUGGUACUUACAUGCAACUCUUACUGUCCUCUUGGUGGAGAUGUGUGUAUUGGUGUAGUGGGCCACUCCCUGCAUGGAUCUGCUGUGUAACAAUUGGUCAGCCAGGUAAGAUAAAAGAAAGACAAGUGGAUUACACAGACAAGACUGAGCAAAUGGAUUGGAGGAGGCAGAAAAAGAAGAAAUAUGCAGAAAUCAAGAGACAAAACUCUAAGGUUGGAUGAUUGACUGAAAAUUUUGACAACUAUGGAAGAAAAGACAGAAUGAAAAUUUUGAGGACAGAAGAUUGGUUGGUUGAGGAAAGAUUUUGUCAUGAAGAAUACAUAGAUGAAAAAUAUUAAAUAAAAGGAGAACUGAGGGAGCUUACUCAGUCACACAACACAACUAGCAUCCUGGUGACUGAAGGAUGAGUAGUGUGAGAUGUAAUAAGACAUAAUAUUAAUAAUUGUACAGUGUAUGUGGAAGGAUGCUACUGUAAUUGAGGCAUUUAUGUUGACUCACGGUGUUAGCUUUUAUUAUUAUUAUUAUUAUUAUUAUUAUUAUUAUUAUUAUUAUUAUUAUUAUUAUUAUUAUUAUUAUUAUUAUUAUUGCUGUUCUUGAGCUUCUGUAUCUUAAGGUGUGAGAGGACUGUGGUUUUGUGUGUGUGUGUGUGUGUGUGUGUGUGUGUGUGUGUGUGUGUGUGUGUGUGUGUGUGUGUGUGUUGCAUUCUCAGCGGAUUUUAAUAUUAGUCUUGAAGCGGCAUGAUUCUCACCUGUUCUUGAAUAUUAGUGAGUGUGGGAGGUGAGGUGACAGGUGAUAAUGAGCAGGUAAAGAUAUAAAGGUAAGAUAAUUCCUUGUUUAUUUGAUGUAUGGCAAUGGGAGGAGAUUAGUUGUUUGUUUAUUUUUGGUUUUGGAAGUAAUUUUUUUAACAAUUUAUCAGACAAUAGUAAUUACUGCUUUUAAUUUAAAGUAUGGCAAUGGGAAACUUGUUUAUAUUCAUUUAUUUAUCUAUCAAUUUUUUUAAGUAAUUUUUAACACAUUGAGCAAAAUAAUGCCAUGGUUGCCAAUCUCACUCAUGGCUGUUGAGGAAAGUACUGAUUAGUGUUUUAUAUACACUGCGUCACUGUCUCAUUCCAGGUUUGGCAGUUUUAUAUAUGGUAAUAGAGGAAGAUAGUUUUUUAUGUAUGUACACCAGUACUGUCCCAAGAAUGCCUGGCAGUAAUAAGAAGAAAGUGUACUAAUGUGAAUUUGGAAGUAUGUAAUUUUUUAUCAGAUUUUUUGUGAUAAUAACCCAGGGAAUUUCUUGGCAGUAAUAUUAGGAAGAUUAACCUUAAGAUUCCCAUUGGGGUGCUAUGAUUACAGAUACCUGUAAUAUUAAUCUUGAAACUACACCUGGGAAGAUGGAGGUCCCCAAACUGUGUUAUUUUGCCAACUAUCAUCUGUACACGAGCUAAUCUUAGACAUAUAUUUAUAUUUUUUAUUAAAAGAAAUAUAUAUAUAUAUAUAUAUAUAUAUAUAUAUAUAUAUAUAUAUAUAUAUAUAUAUAUAUAUAUAUAUAUAUAUAUAUAUAUAUAUAUAUACAUAGAUGUAAAUAUAGUGUAUACAAGAAUCUAUAUACUUAUAUUGAUGAAAUAUGGCAUAAUUAUGGUAGGAGUACAUACAGCUGAUUGAUUUAGUAAUGUACUGUUUUGUGAUGCAUAGCUUUAGAAGCUUGGAUUCACUACUAUUAUUUAGUCCUCUUGAAUAAUCUUUUGGAGGAUCAUUCCACACAAGUAAAAUUCCACCCUUGAAAACUCCUCCAUAAAAACUCCACACAAAGUAAUUUCCUUGUGAUAAAUUCGCCAAACCUGACCUGUCACAGGGAAUUAUUUUAGGGAAACUUUAUGGGUGGACAUUCAUGGGAAAAUUUAUCUGUUGGAAGCUUUUAGUAUAUUGUUUAAUGAGGGGCAAGGGAGUAACAGUAAGUUUGUACAGCUGCCCCAAGAAAUUAUGUCAUGCUCUGCUAGAUGUUUCGGAGAAAGAAAUCAGUAUCAGACAGUUUCGGCCACCUAUCACAUUCUGAUCUUUGUUCCUGGCCUGUGUGGAGCCCCUAAUGUAAAUCAGUUCAUUAAUCUGUAUAUUAGGUAAUUUAUAUUGAUUUAUAGGCAUGAAAUUCACUGGUUUGUUUUUCUUAUCUUUUCUUAUAUAAUAAGAGCACUGGCCAAGGGCAACAAAAUAUAUAUAUAUAUAUAUAUAUAUAUAUAUAUAUAUAUAUAUAUAUAUAUAUAUAUAUAUAUAUAUAUAUAUAUAUAUAUAUAUAUAUAUAUAUAUAUAUAUAUAUAUAUAUAUAAAAGGCCCACUUAGGUGUCAGUCUCCAAAGAAAAGAGCCAAAAGGAUUAACCAAAAAAGCAUUAGUAAAAUUUGAAUAAAGUGUGUCUGUAUUAGGUGCAUGUAGAGUUAUGUGAAGGAAGAGAGUUGUCUUUACAAGACAGGCUAUGACAUCACCUCCUGGGGUAACUAUACAGACCAACCUUCCCUGCAGUCCACAGGGGAAAAUAGCCACUCCUCUGUAUUCUAGUGGGAUGAAGCAGUUAAUUACUAUAAGAGCAGUGUAGCGAUCUAACUAGCUUAAUGCUUCGCUGUCAGCCACCAGUGCCGUCACCACCACCACUUCUACUGCUACUAAUGCUAUUACUGCCACCCCCACCACCACCACCACUACAACCAUUAUAUUAACAGUGCUAUAACAACCUACUGCCAACAGACUACUUCCACCAGGACCAUCUGUUCAUCUACUCAUCUAUUCACCCAUUCACCACUCCUGCUGCCUUUUGUGAGUUCCCUCAGCUACACCUCAGACAAAGAAGAAUGAGCCACAUCACAUCUGCAUCUCUGGCCACACCACACCACAUCAUGCCAUCCCACACCCUGCAUUACCUGUCUUGUCACACCACCCUUGCCUCACCCAUUUGUCCCUGGCAAUGCCCCAAGUAGGCCAACCCUAAGCAAGCCUCAUCCCAGGCAGACCAUAUCAUAUUAUAGACCACACCUUAACCAGGCCACACCCUAAGCAGACCACACCUUAAGUAGGCCACACCCCAAGUAGGCCACAUUACAAGCAAACCACACCUUAGGCAGGCCACAUCCUAAGCAAAUGACACCCUAAGCAGGCUACACCCCAAGCAGGCUACACCCCAAGCAGGCCACACCCCAAGCAGGCUACACCCCAAGUAAGCCACACCCCAAGCAGGCUACACCCCAAGCAGGCCACACCCCAAGCAGGCAACACCCCAUGCAGGCCACACUUCCAAGCAGGCCACACUCCAAACAGCCCACACCCCAAGCAGGCCACACCCGAAGCAGGCAACACCCCAUGCAGGCCACACCUCCAGGUAGGCCACACUCCCAAGCAGGCCACACUGCAAACAGGCAACACCCCAAGCAGGCCACACCCCAAACAGGCAACACCCCAAGCAAGCCACACCCUAAGCAGGCCACACCCUAGGUAGGCCACACCCCAGGUAGGCCACACCCUAAGCAGGCCACACCCCAAGCAGGCCAUACCUCCAAGUAGGCCACACUCCCAAACAGGCCACACCCCAAACAGGCCACACCCCAAGCAGGAUAUACCCCAAGCAGGCAACAGCCCAAGCAGGCCACACCCUAAGCAGACCACACCCUAAGCAGGCCACACCCUAAGCAGGCCACACCUUAAGCAGGCCACACCUUCCCUCUGGCUCACAACACAGGCCAGGAGUUGACAGCUGCCUUCCAUUGUGACCUACUCAGGGCCAGAGUCACACUGCCAUUGGUGGAGGGAGGGAGGGUAGACCACACACUAGAGACCACAACCCUGCCAGUCCAGACACCACUCCAGGGGAUAUAACUCAUGGUGUUCGGUUUUAUAUGUCUUCAUAAAGUCAGUAUAUAGUAUUGCUAUUAGAUCUGAAUGCAACUGAUUCCCUUACCAGUUUCACCAAUGUUAUAGUAAAGGCAACAGUCUUAUGAGAAUUUUUUUUUUAUUUAAUUGUUAUGUAGCAUUUUUCUUUAGAUCCAAACUAAUCUAAUUCCAUCACCCAUUUCACCAGUGUUUCUGUAAAGCUAACAUAGCAUUUAUAUAAUCUUUCUUUUGUCAGGUUUAUAAGGGAAUAUUUUCAUUGUUAGUACGUAGCACUUGCAUCAGAUCUGAACAUAACCAGUUCCUUUGUCAGUUUCACCAGUGUUUUUCUAAAGCUAACACAACACCCAAAUGAUCCUUCUUUGUCAGUCUUACAAAAUGCCGUUUUUGUAAAGUUAAUAUGUAGUAGUACUGUGAGAUGUGAACAGCCUGCUAAGUGUUCUCCAAGGCCAAUGUAACACUUCUGUGAGACCUAAACUCGGCCACCAUCAGUAUUCAAGUAUUGUCCUGCUAUAGAGCAGAGAGAGCACAGAGUAAUGUGAAACAAGGAAGUAGAGUUUGUGUGUAAGAAUGUCUUGAUAUGACUCCUGAUCCUGAGAAUAAUGGAGAGAGUAACGUGGAAUAAUCAGUGUGUUCAGGAAGAAGUUAUCAGAACACUACCUCACUGUUUGGUAAUGAGAUUGAAUGACAAAGUGGUCUUUGUAUUCACAGUAAAGAAGUUUAUAGCAACAAUUUGUAUUUAGUAAGUCUCUUUUGCAUCAUUAAAUGUCAUUUUUACCAUUGGUUCAUAGACAUGUAAGAUCAACUCUGUAUUACUAUUAACAUUAAGCUGUUCCCCUUCAACUAAUCCCAGCCUGUCACUGGCUAGCAUGACUUGCAAGCCCUGCCUCCACUGAGGAAGGACACAUGAUUGGUGGAUGCUUGGAAGGAGGCGGGAUUUGCUUGCCAAAUUAGUGUGUAAGGGACAGAAGCACCAAGGAGGGAGCUGGAGCCCUGUCUGUAGUUUGUGUCAUCUUGAGUGUGUUUGUUGAUGUGUAGUAUUCUUGGUUCAUGGACUGUGUGUGUGUGUGUGUGUGUGUGUGUGUGUGUGUGUGUGUGUGUGUGUGUGUGUGUGUGUGUGUGUGUGUGUGUGUGUGUGUGUGUGUGUGUGUGUGUGUGUGUGCAUUUACCUAGUAGUUGUGGUUUACAGGAGGAGGAGUCUAAGCUCGUGCUGUCCCAUCUUGAUAUCUACUGUUAUCCAGUUUUUCCUUAAAAUCAUGUAUAGUUAUUUCAUUUACUACUUCUUUUGCAGCUCAUUCCAGAUUCCUGCAGUCCAUUGCAGGAAACUGUUCUUCUUAAUAUCCCUUCUACACAUACCCUUCUUCACCUUCUCAUGCCAUCUUGUGCUUCUAAAGUCUCUCAUCAAAUCACUAUGGUUCAAUUUUUCAUAGCCCAACAAAAUCUGAUAUAAGGCAAUCAGGUCACCUCUCUCUCUCUUCCCUCUUCCAAGGUGGGUAGGUUUAGUUUCUUUAGUCUCUCUUCAUACAAUAAGUCCAAUAGGGUCAGAGGCAACUUUGUCACUGCUUGUUGUAUUUUCUCUAAUUUCUUUAUGUCCCUUUUAGAGCUGGGAGACCAUAUCACUGUUGCAUUUUCCAAACGAGGUCUUACCGUUGUCACAAUUAAAUUCCUAAUCUCUUCAUCUGGACAGUUGAAUGCUGCUCUUAUGUUUCUCACCAGAUUAUGUGUUUCUGUGUGUGUGUGUGUGUGUGUGUGUGUGUGUGUGUGUGUGUGUGUGUGGGAUGUUGAGGUGUUGAUUUCCUUAUAAAUAAAGAAGUUUGAUGUUUGAUAUGAUGAAGAAAAAUCAGGAAAGAUCAUGCAGUUAGUAAAGGUUUCAAAAUACACUGGAAAUCUUUGCAAGAAAGAAAUAUAAUGCAUGAAAGGACUUUGUGUUGAUUUCCUUACAGCUAAAGAAAUCUGAUGUUUCAGUAAGACUCAUGAAAGGAAAAAGAAGAAAAGCUUAUCAAAGUGAUAAAGUUUUUGACAUGCAGUGGAGGAUGUCAUGCAAGAUAAGGUUAUGUUCCACAAGGCAUUUUGGAGGUCAGCUUAUUAUUAUGUGCUUGGUAGUGAUGUGUGUGUUUCUUUAUUAUUUUUCUCCGAAGUUAGGUUAAGGAAUAUCAUAAGUAACUGUUUCUGCUGCCGUGUGUUGGAUGGAGUAGUGUCAUUAUUCAUCACCAGCAGAGAGAGGGAGAGAGGAAGAGAAGGAUCAUGUAGGCAUUGUAUAUAUGCUUCUAUUUUUCUUUCUGUCUUAGGUUCAUAUUCACAUAAACACUGGCAGCUUGACUUGACUGCUUUCAACAGGCUUUAGUGGAGUUGUUGGGGUUUCAAGGAUAUUUUCAUUAGUGAUGGUUAUUUGGGUUCUCAGGGGUGUCUUUGUGACUCAAGGAUAUUUUAACAGACUCAGGUGAAACUUAUUUGGGUUUUCAAUGGUGUUUUCAAGAUUCAAGUAGUUUAACACUAGGAAAAGUUAUAGGUUUUCAAGUGUAAUAGCUUAAGACUGGUGAAAAUUGUAUGGAUUUUCAAGAGUGUUUUCAUGAUUCAAGUGAUAGUUUCACAGACUCUAGUGAAAGUUUUAUGGGUUUUCAAGGGGUGUUCAUGACUCAAGUGACAGUUUUACAGACUCAGGUAAAAGUUAUUUGGGUUUUCAAGGGAUAAUUCUAGGGAUAAUUUAGGACUUUUCAUGAAUCUGCCACUAGUUUAACAACCCAGUAUUAUCAAUAGGAAAAGAAAAAAACACUCAUGAAAACUCACCAGUAAUCUCAGUGACCUUUGAAGACAGUCAUGGUGUGGGAAUGAAGUGUUUAAGAAUAUGAACCUUUUAUGUGAAGUUGCAUCUAGUACAAUGUGUUUGAAUUUCACAAAAAAAAAAUGGUACAAAAAGUGUAUAAGAAGAGCUUAUUUAGGUAGUGUCACUUUGCUCACCAACUAACUCAUGUAGUGAAUGAUCUCAUGCAUCAGAGGUAAUGAGGAAACACUGUUGCCAGAAUCAGAAUGAGUAUUGUAUUGCCAGACUUGUGUUUUACUGUAUUCAUCUGCCUCACUCCAAAAUAGAAGAAAUUCAAAAC